AUGAGCCAAAUAUGUAGCAAUAUUUUGUUUAAUUAUAAUAAUUCAAAAGCAAAUAACCAACAAAUAUCAAAAUUUCAUAUUGCAACACCUAUUUCUGAUUUUGAAGAAAAUGAAUUAGAACUGAAUAAGAAUAUUAAUGAAUUUGAGGAAGAUGAAAAUAUAAAUAUUCAAGUUUUAAAAAAUA
Molecule: messenger RNA, 184 nt
Organism: Dentiscutata erythropus
Lineage: Eukaryota; Fungi; Glomeromycota; Glomeromycetes; Diversisporales; Gigasporaceae
Source: the annotation of a GenBank genome assembly